GACGGUAAUAAGGUCAGUGACUGUGGAGUCACGGGGGUCACACCGAUCCAGGUCUUGUGAUUUAACAUCAUGGUGAAAGAGAAAUUACGGAGCUGCCGCAUAAGUAAAUACGGCUAUGGAGGAUGGGUCCAGAUGGAACAUUCAUGCAAGGAUGAAGCAAAAAUGAUGAAAGAUGGAAAACUUUUCAGGGUGGUUCAGUCCAACUGUUGGGACCCAGAGGUGCGGAUAAGAGAGAUGGAUCAGUCCGGGGUGACUGUACAAGCCCUGUCCACUGUCCCCGUAAUGUUCAGCUAUUGGGCCAAACCACAAGACACCUUAGACCUGUCCCGUUUCCUCAAUGAUGAUUUGGCAGCUGUGGUCAAGAAACAUCCGAAGAGAUUUGUCGGGCUCGGAACGUUACCGAUGCAGAGUCCGGAGCUGGCAGUGCAAGAAAUGCACCGAUGUGUGAAAGAACUGGGGUUCCCAGGGAUUCAGAUCGGCUCCCAUAUAAAUCAGUGGGAACUUGACUCAACAGAACUGUACCCAGUAUAUGCAGCCGCAGAAGUGUUAAAUUGUUCACUUUUUGUUCACCCGUGGGACAUGCAGAUGGAUGGGAGGAUGUCGCAAUACUGGCUUCCAUGGCUGGUGGGAAUGCCAGCGGAGACCACGACCGCCGUCUGCCGUAUGAUUAUGGGCGGGAUAUUCGAGAGGUUUCCAAAACUUAAAGUCUGCUUUGCUCAUGGUGGUGGCGCCUUCCCGUUCACAGUUGGUCGCAUUGACCACGGCUUCAAUGUGCGCCCUGAUCUCUGCGCCAUCCACAAUAAAGUGCCUCCUCGGAAGUACCUUGGGGGUUUCUACACAGACUCUUUGGUACAUGAUCCUCGGGCCUUAGAACUCCUUGUAGACGUAAUAGGAGAGGAUAAGGUGCUGCUGGGUUCGGACUAUCCUUUCCCCCUGGGAGAACACAAACCCGGACUUCUGAUUGAGUCAAUGAAAGACUUUGAUACAAAACUAAAGGACAAGCUUUUGGCUGAAAAUGCGUUGAAUUUCCUAGGACUUGACAGAACAAACUUUGAAUGACAGAAUGUCGCCUGAGAACAGCUGAAGGCACCCUGGUUGGGAAACACUGAUCUAGCCUCUGUCUGGCUGGUGUAUUUUAGUAUAGAAAUAAAGAAAGAAGUAUGGAACAACACAAUAGAUUACACUGUUUUCAUAGAUGUACAAAGCAUAGAUAAUAAAUAAAUAAACAACAUU
Messenger RNA from Hyla sarda, 1233 nucleotides. It is a transcript of the gene ACMSD, whose product is annotated as aminocarboxymuconate semialdehyde decarboxylase. The record is from RefSeq and is a predicted model, not a curated record. Lineage: Eukaryota; Metazoa; Chordata; Amphibia; Anura; Hylidae. Gene Ontology annotation, molecular function: carboxy-lyase activity; hydrolase activity. Gene Ontology annotation, biological process: secondary metabolic process. The transcript has 10 exons. Gene Ontology annotation, cellular component: cytoplasm; cytosol. The coding region runs from base 70 to 1059 and encodes 329 amino acids.